This is a messenger RNA of Sungouiella intermedia, 435 nucleotides long. Lineage: Eukaryota; Fungi; Ascomycota; Pichiomycetes; Serinales; Metschnikowiaceae. The record is from the annotation of a GenBank genome assembly.
AUGGUAUUUAAAUGGCAUCGGACGGAUUUCUUCCAGUCGCAGGUCGGCGGCGUACAGGCCGUAUCGUUGAGCUACAACGAGAAGGGUAACUUCAGAGGUAUUGCUACUAUUAUCUUCAAGUCGAGCAAGAACGCUACUUUGGCUGUGGAGAAGUACAAUAACGCUCCAAUUGAUGGAGGUGCAACCAAGUUGAAGUUGGAGUUGGUUGUGGACCCAAGCAAGAAGCCAUUGGCUGCCAGAAUCACUGCCAACGAGCCACAAGCUGCUGCUAAGGCCAAGCCUGCCGCUUCCAAGAAGGAGCAGCUCAAGGAGAAGGUGAAGGAGAAGAGAAAGCAGAUCCAGCAGAAGAAGAAGGCUGCUGUUAAGGCCAAGAAACCAGCCAAGAAGACUGUGGAGCAGUUGGACCAGGAGAUGUCUGAAUACUUCAACAACUAG